CUUUGUUCGAUGAACUUAUUGUUGCAUGCAGACUCCCAAUUAUAUGCUUCUAUCAGUAUCAGCCUCCAUUUUAGUUUGUCCUCGCCCCUAUUCUGAUUCUGAGUGAAAAAACGAAAAACCCCAUUUGCGAAGCUUAGCUAGUGGCACGACUUACGAUCGUAUUUUAUAUAUAAGACUGGCAUGACCAGCACUCAAAAAUUAUUUCUUUUGUAAUAUACGCCCAUGAUGUAUUUUUAAUUAAGUACUAUAAGUACUAGUACUAUUUUCGUAAGACAAGAAAAUCAAAAUCUUGGCAAUUCAACAUACAGGAUGAGUGCCCAGGUGAAAGAUGGCACAUCAAACAAGACGGCCGCUUCUAGGUCGAAAAGUCCACUUGUUAAUACUCGGCGGGCGAAAAGUCCUGGCCCUGGUAGUCCAGCAACCUCCGCAAAAACGACAUCUUCGAGCACUAAACCCACAUCUUCUAGUACAAGUGUUGUGAAUAAACCGAAAACUACAUUGAAAAGUAAGCCUUCGCCUACUGGAAAAAGCGGCGCUGAUAGUCCACGAGGAGGCGGAGAGAGCCCUAUUGGAAAAAGCGGCGCUGAUAGUCCACGAGGAGGCGGAGCCAGCACUUCUCCUGCAAAAGGUGCGAAGUCCUCCCCUCCUUCUACCAGAGCAGGAGGAAAAGAGACCUCUAGUACAGCAGGCAAAGUCGUGACGAGCAAAACCAAAGUCGUUGUAGGAGGAAAAACUACUACAACAAGUUCAAGUGCAGGAGCAAUUUCUGGUGCGGUCGUAACUACUUCUGGUGCGGUCGGACAAGUAGGACAAGGACCUUCUUCUAGCGAACCUUUGAGCACUGAAUCGUUGAUGAGCAGAGGUUCUUUCUCAGAUGUUCCUUUGGCAGAAAGCGCAGGGCCUAGAAGUUUGACUCCAACUGGAGGGGGCAAUGACGAGGAUGAUAACGUGGUCGAUGAACUUGAAGAAGGAGACCCCGACGAUGGAGGAGCUGCUGGAGUGCGAUUUGUUGCUGGUCGGCAGCAGCUUCAGGGUGCGACUUCUAAUACUGAACAAGAGGAGAGUGGUUUGCAGAGACAGGUUGCUUUGCAAAAAAGGCAGAUAGUCUUGCAACAACGCCAACUCGCGGCAAUGCAGCAGAAACAAAUAAAAUUAAAAAUUCAACAAAGACAAAGCGAGAGGCAGAGCAGAAAAACGAAUCGACAAUUACCAUUCUUAAGGAUCGAUUUGUGAGUUUGAAUUUUCCCUCUAUUCUUAGUUUUAUCCCUACAUGCGGUAUGCAUAUGUGAGAUUCUUGAAUUUUCUGACUUCGUAUUCAACUGAAGAGAAACUUCGGACUUCGGAGCCUGCUCUUCAGCGGUUCCGACGGACCUGCCAAAAAGUAUUACAGUCCUUCCACAGUGAAUACUUCGUCUCUAACCACCGCUGCUCGUUCACCUCGAACAAGUUCCCAACAGCGUCAAGGAGCUUCUGCAGACAACACAGCUGGUAGUCGCGCGGGUGUGCGUAGGUGGAUGACAAGGGAGAUUGUUCUUCCUGAAAAAACCAAAACAGACACCAAAGCCCUCUUCGAGAAGUUUGACCGACCUUUGUCUGACGAUACGGAGACGAUGGACGACUCGGAAGACUACAGCGAUGGACCGGAUGCUGAGGGCGAUGAAUUCAAUAGGCUCACACAGUUGAUGCGGGAGAAAGUUAAGGCUGCUGCUUUUGUCCAUCUGCUGAUCUGAUCCAUUUUCAAAGACAGUCAUUCUGGUGGUCUCAGGCCCUCGUCUGAGAUGUUGCACUACGAAGUUUUAUAAGAUCAAUUACAUCUUCAAGUUUUAUGAUUAUAGGGAAGAUAGAUUUAGAUUUAGACAGGCUGAGCUCUAAUGAAGGGGCUACUGCAAGUACGUUUGGGCGAUCUGUCAUGUACGAUUUCGACAGGCUGGCGGGUACUGAAAGAAAGUCAUCACGCAGAGGACUGGGCCAAGGAGGACAGUUAAGACCUAGUACUUGGAUCUAUUUUCUUUUCUCGUAUUCAAAUCAAGGACGAUGAAAGAUCAGGCUAUCUAAUCGUGAGCAGCGGGGAGUAAUUUCAUCAAACUCAUAGAAGUACUCAGCUUCUGAGACAUUGCUAUUGGAUAGGAAGUCGUUUUUUGAUGCUUUUCUGGUCUUUUGUUGAUAAGGAGAGGUGGGAAAAGAUCUCCAAAAGUAGACCAAACUGGACAAAGUUAGUAUCUCGCCUUGCUUUAAUAAGGAUUUUUCUUUUUGUUUUUCUCAGAGAAGGAUGCAGAUCAUCGAUGAUUUGCAUCCUGAUCAACCCACCUCUAAGACUUUCGAGAUCAGAUGUGUACGAUGAUCCUCGAUUCUCUCGUGCCCCUGCUCGGGAACAAGAAAUGGAUGGCGAGGAGGACGAAGAGUUUUCAGACCUGCCGCUGUUAGAGGUAUCAGGCCAUAAAAGAAGUGAUAUUGGCCUUGGGAGAACAAGAUCGAACAUUCUCCGUAGUCAAGGAUCCGAGGCGCUGCGGACAUUUCCGUAUUAGAUUUUUUUUUGAGCUGAACGAAGAUGGCUCCUCUUAAACCAUGAGUUGAAUGCGUUCAAUAUCAAUAUGGAGCCUCAUUAUAGGCCACAACUAGAGGAGCAUUUUUUUGAUGUGCGUUUCUCGUCUAGUGGGUCAAUUUUUAUGAUGGUCAGUGCCAGACGCUUAGCUAGUUUGUUGAUAGUAGCGGUACUAGGUGGGGUAAGACGUCAAGCUGUUGCUGCAUAUUACUAGUUCCUUUUCUUUUUUCCUUGACCUAAGAUUAAAGCUCAAAUUCUAACUCCGCCUACUUCAACGCCAUUACAGCUUGAAUUUAUUGUACACCUCCUGCCAAGUAAUUGGACUUCCUUGGGAGCACUUCUUAAUCCACAUUGUGCACCUUCUUCAGUGCGGAGACGGAGUUCACCGAUAGCGAAAGCGACAUCAUGGAGCCAGACGUUCUUCGUUUUACUGGCUUUACCUUUUUCUCGUUCGUUGCAGCCCUCGGGGGGACGGAGGCACUAGCCUUCAACGUGAAUCCGGUGCAGAGGUUUCGAGCACUUUGCACCCUCGCCUACACAGAUAUCAUGGGGCUCUCGAAGGAGCGAGUGGCUUUGAUGGGUACCUACUUAAGUAGACAUUUAGUAGAUUGAUAUGUGUAAGAGUACUAGUUGUGAGGCUACUUCGAGGCUACAGCUCGUGAGUACUAGAGAUUCAUCCCUUUGUUCUGAAAGAAAAGCUUUAGUUUUUCCUCUUUCCUCAUCCACUCGUCUCAAAAAGCUUUUACUUAUUUCUCUCGUCUCACCAACUUCACCGGACAACGAACUAGGAGAUCUUUAAUCUGACUCUUGUAACCGACUCUUAAUAUGUACACCUCUACCAAUGCCUAUGCCACUGCUAUUAGUACUGACCUAUAUUGUUCCUUCUUUCUGCUCCUCAACGUCAACCUAUAUUCCUAACGUCCUCUUAGACCUAUAUUCCUCUUGUCUCAACGUGAACAGAAUACCUACCGAGAAUGGUUGCCGGUCGUGACUGGGCAUUAGCCAAGGACGACUACUACGGAGUCCAUCUGCCACCGUAUUUAGCUGCAGGUCCGUACAUUCUGGCUCGAAAUACGAGAAUGUUGGCAGGGAUUGCAGGCAUUGUGGCUCUCCUUUGUUGGGAGCUGGUGAUACCAGGUAAUCAUAAUAAUGAAUAGAUACCUGCGGUGCCACCUGUCAUCGUUUAUCUUUAUGUCUGAUGGAUGCUUCCCUUCAUACGGUCAUCAUGAACGAUGGUAACAGAGACGACAGCAUGCUGCAUGGCUUCCCUUCAUCUUUUUGCUUAAUCGAAAACUCAAAAUAUGCGAGUUACUGACUGAAAUAAAAGAGUCUUGACUACAACAUGCCUCUUCUUUUAGUUGUAUCUCCCUUAUUUUAAGUAGUUACUCGCUUAUUUCAGUUUUUCGAAUAGUUACGAUCGAUAGUGUGGACUAAGAAUCUUAGUCGAGGAAGAUGUACAAUUUGAAACUCACUGAGACUGAUUCCUCUUCUACCAGAUGACACUUAUUCGCUGCAUUUGCCUGCGGUAGUGAGGAAUGGGCCGCCUGUUGUCAGACAGUCAGUCGGAAGUAUUGGGGAGCACGUUCGAUCCGCUGUCGGAGUGGCACAGCCUUCGUCUGUAGCAGCCGCCACUUCAUCUGGUAUGGUUUUGACCGCUUCCGCCUGCCUGAAGUUGUCCUAUUCGUUUGGCACUUUUAUCGCAAGCCAGUACCUGUUGCAGAGAAUGUUGCCGAGUGCGCGUGGGACCGUGACCGGCUUUUCUUUGGUUUUGCUCAUGCUGCGAGCAGGCACGGAGAUUCUGCUGCUGUGGGGCAUUCAAUUCGGCGGAGCUUUGCCGGUGUUGCCGCUGACAAAAGGGGAGUCUGCGAGGUCUGAGUACGAUCUGAGGGCAACUAGUGUGAGCUUAUUUCCGUGGUUCCGCGAAUUGCUUUCCGAGACGAGAAGGGGCGCGGAAGCUCACUACAAGAACCACCAUUUUGUGUCGUCGUCGGGUGCUGUCCUCUAUCGUCCUCACGGCGGUCACCACGAGACGUCGCACCCCUCCGAUGCGUUUUACGGGGUCUCCCUGUUGGGCUUGUGCUGCCUGUGCUGGUACCGGAUCGCGUGGAUGCAGUCCCGGCUGUUCCCAAGUUCAGCGUCGGUUGGCAUGGCCCUUCUAGUCGGGUGCGGCUGCUUUCUGAUCGCCAUUCUGCGCGCUUUGUACCCGACCGAACUCGUACACAGCGUUGUCUUGCCGUACGCGUUGACGGUAGCCCACUGCGUGCACGCGGCAUUGCGGUUUCCGUGCCUGCUCUUCGCGAUUCUGGAUUCGGCAGGCGUCAUACUGUGGACCCUUUCAGCUUUGGCCUACUCUUUCACCGCCGACGACUGGAGUGGCUGGCAAUGGCACGCUCUUCCCGCUCUGUUCACAGUCGUCUGGCUCAAACCUGUAGCUGCUCUCCGUGACACCCUGUCCGCGACGUCUGCAGCAAACAGCAAAUUGGUUUACCAGGACCUAGUGUGCGGGUACCUGGCGCUAUCUUGCUACGCCAUCUUCUACAUCUUCGCGUACGAUCGAGCAGGGGUCAGUCCUUACGCGUUGCUGUCCCCGAGAGCUAAGUUUGGCCUAAUUUGGUACGCUGUUCUUUUUAUGGCCGUCUGGACGAUCUGGUGGACCUUUGCAGUGUAGAAGUAUUGGGAUGUGGUGCUCGAGCAUCCUCGGGAUGACUAUUUCUUAUUUGCAGUACUAGUUCAUGUAGUUGUAGUAGAACUAGAAGUUGUGAUCAUCAUGAACACUUCCCAGACUAGAUCUUAUAGGCAGUAGAGGACAAAAGAAACACGAAUGAAACACGCUUGAUAUUGAUCUCUCGCAAGUUAGUCCUCUGCUACAUAACAUCAUCUUCAUCAUCUAUCGAAAGUAAGUACUUUUCUGUAACAAACUUAUUCUUGUUAUAUCGAAAAAUGAACACACAGGAUUGUGUAAGCCCGUAUUAAUGGGCCGCAUAAGAUUAAGAAUGAUUUCUUCUUUUAUAGUUUAGACGAAUCAACUGGAACCGAACCUCAGAAAUGUACUAGUAAUCGAAAUUCUAGCAAUGUGAAUGUAGAGAGUACCACACAUCUUAAAACCGCUUAUGUUUAGGAAACUCCAAAUGUUUGUAGUUGUAACUGUGCUGCCCUUUCUUUUGAUGCUGUGAGGACGCUACAACAUCUGAACGCGCAGUGUCUUUAAAGAAAAACAGAAGGAUGAAAAGACGAAUAAAAGUUGUUUUCACUGCAGAAGUAUGUAGUGAUGCGCAUUCACGAAUUUUUCGUGGAACCGGUC
Messenger RNA from Amoebophrya sp. A25, 5843 nucleotides. The record is from the annotation of a GenBank genome assembly. Lineage: Eukaryota; Dinophyceae; Syndiniales; Amoebophryaceae.